Messenger RNA from Penicillium brasilianum, 3147 nucleotides. The record is from the annotation of a GenBank genome assembly. Lineage: Eukaryota; Fungi; Ascomycota; Eurotiomycetes; Eurotiales; Aspergillaceae.
CCGGAAAAGAAAGCUCCUUUAGUUCGCUCUCCAACUUCGCGCAUCUCCCUCCGACUGCCCACCAGACCACAGACUUGCCGAGUUCACCAGCAACUCGCGCCGUUCCACUAUAAUUAACAGACACAUGGUGUCCUGACCCGACCAAAGGCGAUAAAUGAUUUACAAGUUCCAGCCCGUUCAACCUGGUGUUGUGCCUUCGCUCAGCCGCAAGCUGCCGAACCUUUGACCUCGAGCAUCGUCCUUCUACUGCGCAUAUUGAAUAGGACCGCGGACAAAGACUUUCGGCUUAUAUCGACCGAUCGAACCCAGCGGACUGUCUGGAAGGCUGGCUACUAGACAUGUCAGAACCGACAGAACCCAAUCCUGGCGAGUCGGCCAACCCGCCGGCUGAAACGAAUGCGCCAGCGCCAGCGCCGGUGACAAGUGAGCCGUCUGAGCGGACUGAGCAACCUUCGGACGAAGCAAACGCGCCCCCGCCAGAAUCAACCCAGGUUCCUGCGCCAACGACUGAGCCUCAACCGGAACCUUCCCCAGCGCCGCCAGCUCCGCCAGCGCCGUCAGAACCCCCAUCACCUCCAGCGACUUCAGCGCUGCCAACCACAAAUUCAAAUGCCACCCAACAAGAAAUCGUCCUCCAGUCUACGGAGGAAAGCAACCACUCGCUACCUGCACCCAGUAUGACCACGUCCUCCUUGAUCUCCUCACUCCCAGCAAUGGACACAUCUCUGCCGCCUAUCGAUUCUUCUCACUCGUUGGAUGAUAAUGAGCUCCCUUCAUUUGACGCAGCGCUUCGGGCUGUAAGCUCUUCCGCAGGGCCAGAUCUGUCGCUUCCAGCGAUUGACACAACUCUUCCUUCUCUGGACUCGUCCCUGCCAGCAAUUGGAACGGAUAUUCCGACCAUGGAUCACCCAUUCGGUGACGAUAGCCACUUUGGGCACCACGAUCCGCACGACGGAUCUGUAAACGCGCUAGAUCCAGGCCACGACGCGACUCAUCAUGGAUCCAUCAAUGGCUCUACGCAUUACCCGGCGUCAUCUAAUGACAACUACCACACAUCAAAUGGCAACUAUCAAUACACGCCAAACUCACAGCACGAUGGACGACAGCAAUCACAGGGUUCGCCUCAACAUCAGUACCAGUCUCAACCUCAGCAGAGUUACCAACAGCAGACCUCCGACAUGUACCACAGUACAAGUGGGGGUUUCGCCAGUGUCAACGCAAACUCCAACAACAAUGGCCAGGGACAACCCAGUCAAGUCCCUCAAGCACCGAUUGGAUCUCCCAUGCCAUCCAACAUGCCUUCUAUGGCGUCUAUGGGGCAGUACAUGACCGGCUAUCCAUCCAAUGUGUCUCCUUCGGGCAUGAAUUCGAAUCCACAGAUGCCGUACUCACUCCCGGGAGAUCCCAAUAAGAUGCUUUCGGGUGGUCGACAUAAAAAAGAAGUUAAGCGACGUACAAAAACGGGAUGUUUGACUUGUCGCAAACGACGAAUUAAGUGCGACGAAGGACAUCCGGUCUGCAGAAAUUGUGUCAAGAGCAAGCGCGAGUGUCUAGGCUACGACCCGGUGUUUCGCCCUCAAGCGUCUGCUCCGUCGGCGAUCCAGCCAGCUCCAAACCCUCAGGCUCCGUCACUCGUUGUCAACCCCCAAGGCCCUCCUGUGCCGUCUGCGCCAUCAUAUCCUUCUGCGCCACCUGGGUACAUGCCUGCUUCCUCACAACCUUUUGCGCCGUCCCUUCACUCCGAAUCUCCCAGCGCCUCGACCGACCAUCACGACAACGGAGCUGGUCUUGACCAUUCUCUCGCGAACAGUACCGCAUCACACCCUUCAAAUAUGCAGUCUGCCAACGAUUUCCGGACCCAGACCUCGGAUAUGGUCUACAAAGCCAAGAACCUGAAUAUCAAUGACUUGAUCGCUCUGCGGGGCAUCCCUCCACCGGCUCCUCAUCCUAUCGGUUCCCUUCCUCCUGGUCGCCUCGAAGAGAUCCAAGCGGUGUUCCUGGCCACAUAUGCCCCCGCAAUUGACAAGUUGUUGGAAGUUCGAUGGUACACAGACAAGGCGCUGUCGUCUCUCAUGGCGGAUGCGCAGCUAAUGGCGGACUACUCGGCCUUGAUCAAUGCUUUCAACGAUUGGAAUCUCAAUGACGGAAAUACGGUCGCACGCUUGGAGAGUUUUGAAGCUUCAAUUAUUUGGAGAAGCAUGACCCUGUGUCGGCAGGUGCAAAAUUCAGAGAAUGGGCAACACGGUCAAGACUGGAAUUUGAUUGCAGCAACUGCGCGUCUCAAUGCUAUCGAAGCCCUUCUCACCUGGACCCACCUCGAUCAGAAUGCCUUGUCGCGCACGCUGAGAACGGAGGCUGCAACCCCGCCCCAUCAACCAGAUCAGUUCAUGCAGCGGCAAUUGGACUUCUGGAGCGAACUCGGCGACUUCCUCACCCUUCACGACAAUGAAGCCAGCUCAGCCAAGCAGAUUGACGAUACACUAGGGCGAUGCCGCCAAUUGCUUGACACCUAUGAAAACCGCGACAUUAUUUACUCCGUCGCCAUUGCACGGCACCUUGGCCAACGCUGGGCCGACUUCCCCAACAGCCUUCCUAAAGUCGGAUACACUGCUGAGAAGGAGUCUGGCACCAAGCUAUUCGUCGCGCAGAAGUUCAUCGAAGAGGAGGCUGAGGGCAAGGGCACGACGCAAAUCUACAAGCGCAUCUGCUGUAUGGCUGUUCGCUCUUGGUGGGUUGCCCGCGAGUAGACACCUCGCCCUCCACUUUCGGACCUGGUGAUUCCUUCUUCUCUUUUUUCCAUUUCCCUCUAGCCUGCCACGAGCAUGGCGGGAGGGUUGUUCUCACAUAUUUAUGAAUGCACAGCGGUUGUGUAUCUGCUCGUGAUUCAAAAAGCAUCAUGGCUAGGCGUUACGAUUUUGCGGAUGAUUUAUUGACUUUCUUAUGUGGCUUUCCAUGGGGCCUCUGGGGACUGGGCAGCGAGCGAGUAAAGUACCACGGCGUUUCUGGCCUCUUCGUCCCCCGGACGAGUCUUCUUUGUUUCUUUUUCUGUGUAUAACUCGGUCACUCUUCCUACGGGAUUCAUACCCUACGAGUCCAACAAGCGGUUAGACAAUUCUACAUUUAUCAAUCAACAGUUGAACACAACCA